AGCUAUUGAGGAUUCCCUCUUGUUUAAUUUGCAUUUUGAAUGCUGGUCAAGAUUUGCACAUACAAACUGAAGUUGUUCAGAUACAAAACUUUUUGUCAUUUUAUUUUCUAAUUUUUCAUUUGCUUUUCAGCUCUGGUGAAAAGUUGACUCGGUUUUUUCUUACAAUUUUUUGCUUAACCAAUUUGUUAGAGACAUCUUGAGCAAGUGAAGAAUACCAUUAUGGGCAACAAUAUAUGAGUUUGAUUUGAUUGCAUGUGUAAAAUUUUAUUACUCUAUGCUAUAUAUCUUGUGUAAUUAACAAUUACCUCUUCUGACAAACAAUUCAAUCAAAAAUCCAGUAAUCCAUAUGCCACAACACGUUUUCCAGUCACCAUUAACACUUUUUCCAUAAUCCACUGAUAAUAAUUAAUCCAGUUAUAUAAACAUAUAUAUAUAAAUAUCAAUAAUGCAGUCAACUUUUUUUUUCUCUUUGUUUUUACACAAAAUUUCAAUAACAACCAAUGUGCGUAAUUGGUAUUGAUUUGGUGUGGAGAUUGGAUCAGGUGUGAGGAUUGGUAUAUGCCUACCUUAUGCAUGCCAACUUGGGAGAAUAUGGGUAAGUCUGUAAUGUCUUGGUGGUUUGAUUGGCUUAUGUCAUGAGUUUGGAAACCAAGUGUGUGUAAUGGCAGUGUUUGUCGUCUUUGGCAUGACGGGUAACCAGCUGGGCUGAAAAAGUGGAUGACUCGAAUUCUGCUGCAGGAGAAAAUUAAAAGCAAAGAAAUUUGUAGGUGAAGUUUGAGGACACUUUGCCCUGUCACAUGAUCCCUGACACCAUUUAUAAUAACCCUCAGCUUUCUUUAAUCUGGAUACUUUUUUAUCAAAUGAAUCAACUUACUCCCCUCAUACCCACAGAGAUCAUUGUUUAAUCCUAUGUGCCCGGGUUGGGUUCACGGGACACAUACCACAACGUUUGUGAAAGAGUGUCAUUUAACGUGGUAUUAUGUAUUUGAUGUCAAGAGUUAUCGACUAUUCAUUUUACUCUAUAAUGCUGAGUUAGUGUUAGUUUGUGGUAGAAGAGAGUAAAUACCAGAUACGGUAUAUAGGGGUACUGAAACAAAACUGUAGAUAUGCAUUUCAGAAGUUCUAGAGGUUAUGCAAAUUGAACGAUACGUAUUCUUAUUCUUCACAUGACCAUCACCUUGCACUCCAACUUAUUAGAAUUUGAGACACUGACAUCAUCAAUUCACAAACAUGUAACACAUCUGAUUACUUGUGUACAAAAGACUUGUACAUUUUCAUAAAAGCUUGCCACAUUUCAUGUAGAAAUAUCUAGUAAAUUUACAAUUAUAAUCAACAUUCUUUCUUCAAUAUAGUACAAUGGACUGAACCUGUGCACAUUCAAUCAAGCAUUUUAUGUUACACCUUGUCAAAUGCAAAUACAACAAAUCCACACCUUUACCCUCAUCUACAUAAACAGUAUCCUCUUCAAAAAAUGACUAUCCAACAAAGUUUUAAACUUAGUUAAAUGACUUUGCAAAGCAUCUUUUAUUGGACUUUAAAAAAAACUGUUCCAACCAUUGUUUUAAGACUAAUAGGACUAUAAUUACUGGGACAAUUUUUAUUAACUUACCUUCAAAAGAAUAGGAACAUUAGCCAAUGCCCAAUCCUGUGGCACCUGCCCACUAUCAAGGACCUAUAAAAAGUAGUGGCUCAUAUAUCCAAUCCUUAACCUCCUUCAGAAUCUUUGGGGAAAUGUUUUGUGGCCCAGGAGCUUUGUGUUUCUUUAAAGUUCCCAAAUUUCCUUAACAAGUUCGGGAUUAAUGUGAUCAUCUUGUUUUCGUCUACCAAUUGUUCAGGACAUGGAAUACUACUUAAAUCUUCAUUAGUAAAAAUUGAAGAACAAUUAGAAUUUAUUAACCCAGGUUUUCAAUGGAUUUCAUUGUUACCUUCACCCCUGCCUUUGUUUCAGCAAGGAAACUGCAAAUAUCAAAUCAGAACCAAAUAAGUUAUGGAAACCUUCAGUUAUUCCGAGGGAGUGGGAAUUUGGAGCUUGGAGGCCCUUUUUCCUGACAGUAUGAUAAAUGUGGAUGAGUCAAACCUCAAUAAUCUCUUGGUAGAUUCAGCUGUAGAUUGUACCAAAACCAUUGUUUCUCAAGUUUCAGAUAACCGGAAGUCUGAACCUGAAGUUCGAAGUACACUCAGUCUGGAGGAAAAUGAUCUACAAGACUGGAUGGAUAAAAACGUGGACUUCUCCUUUACGGAAGGUCUGGAGCAUCUUUUGACAUCUUUUGUGGACAAAACAGACAUCGAUGACGUGGCCCUCAUCACUUCCGAUGAAGCACUUGAUUCUCUGAAGAACUCUAAUUCUUCAGACACUACAGACGGUUCAAUAAAUAUUCCAACUAAUAUUAUUGAUGACUCUUUUAGUGUACACUCUCCACCACAAUCACCCGUUGGAGAAGUACCAGACAGUUAUAGUGUCCUCAGUUUUGUUAGCAGUAAAAGUGGUGUUUUAUCGUCUACUGUUGAUGAAAGUUCACCAGAGCUUUCAGUUGAAGUUUCACCUAACACCCAGAACACUUCCAUUAGUUUUAAGGUUUGUGGUAAGGGUAAAAACAUCCAAGUGAUGAAGUCCAUAAUUUCAUCAUGUCCAACGAACACAGCUUCAACUGCUCGGUGGUUAUUGGAAGAACUUAACAAUUCUGAUGCUCUUCCUGUUGAUGAUCCUGAUAAUUUUGAAAUUGAGAAUAAAGAAGUUUCAGGAGAUAAUCAGAUGAAACAACACAGUUAUAAACCAUACAGCUUUACACACCAUCUCUGUGAGAGGCCUUGCUCACGUAUAAAAUCUGUUGGUGGUUCUAGUAGCAAAGGGUUCUUUGCAGAUAAACGAAAAGAACGUAAGAAGAAGCAAAAUAAAGAAGCGGCAACCAGGUAUCGCCACAAGAAGCAAGCUGAAUAUCAAGUUUUGGUUGAAAAAGAGAAGAUUUUGGAAGAGUAUAACCAUGAACUAAAAGAUAAGGUGCAACAGUUAACCAGUGAAAUAUCUUAUUUAAAAGGUCUAAUGAAAGAACUCUUUAAAGUAAAGAAUUGGUAAUAAUGAUACAUUAUAAACUGUAGUUUACCUUUUUUUUAGUGUUUAAGUUUGUUUACUUUUGAAGUGUUAUAAAAUUUAAAAUUAAUUUUUACGUUGAAUUUUUGAUAUUAUAAUAGGUACUUAAUUUUAGUUGACUGUAUUAUUUAAAAUCCUAAUGUUUAUUAUUUUCAUCACUUACAUGUAAUCAUAGGCACUGAAUAAAUGGAAGUUUAA
Limulus polyphemus (Atlantic horseshoe crab) is the source of this 3286-nucleotide messenger RNA. RefSeq names its product cyclic AMP-dependent transcription factor ATF-4-like. Gene Ontology annotation, biological process: regulation of transcription by RNA polymerase II. The transcript has 3 exons. The record is from RefSeq and is a predicted model, not a curated record. Gene Ontology annotation, cellular component: nucleus. Gene Ontology annotation, molecular function: DNA-binding transcription activator activity, RNA polymerase II-specific; RNA polymerase II transcription regulatory region sequence-specific DNA binding. NCBI's taxonomy places the organism in Eukaryota, Metazoa, Arthropoda, Merostomata, Xiphosura, Limulidae. The coding region runs from base 1988 to 3073 and encodes 361 amino acids.